Messenger RNA from Rhopilema esculentum, 1450 nucleotides. RefSeq names its product CD2 antigen cytoplasmic tail-binding protein 2. Gene Ontology annotation, molecular function: protein binding. Gene Ontology annotation, cellular component: U5 snRNP. The record is from RefSeq and is a predicted model, not a curated record. NCBI's taxonomy places the organism in Eukaryota, Metazoa, Cnidaria, Scyphozoa, Rhizostomeae, Rhizostomatidae.
CUAGAUGGUGCCUCGUCUUCAUAAUGGCGCUUCGAUUCAAUUUAAGUUAGGCCAUUGAUAAUUUCACAAACUCGCAGUGUUCUGCUCUUGAAAGUUAAUUUGUUUUGAUUUCUUGGGAAAAGUGAUGUCGAAACGAAAAGUCAAAUUUGCUGAAAACGAAGCUUCCAAUGAAGAAGUUGGUGAGCCAAGUGCUAGUCGUUUCAAGGAAGAGAAUACAAUUGAAAGCGACGAAGAAUUGGAGGAGACUGGUGGAGACAAGGGUGCAACUUCGACAAAUGACAUAUUGACUGAAGAUGAUAUUGAAGGGCAAGAAGAUGCAACUAUCAAGUCUUAUGGCGACAUCAAAAUAACACCUUUCAAUUUGAAGGAAGAGAUGGAAGAGGGUCACUUUGAUUCUGAAGGUAAUUAUAUUGCAGACAAGGAUGCUGAGUCUUUCAAAGAUGAGUGGCUUGAAAGUGUUAACUGGGCAAAAGUUGAUGAGAAAGAUAACCAGGAAAUUCAGGCAGAAUGGGAAGAUGAGCCUGAAAAACUCCCUGCUUCAGAAAAAAUUAAAUUGAUGAAAGGAGUAGUUAGUUUAUUAAAGCCGGGAGAAAAUGUGCUAAAGGCACUCAGAAGGUUUGGAGGAAAGAAACCUGGCAAAAAGCAGAAAAAUACUGACAAGGAUGAAAGUAAAGAAGAGGACAAAAAUAAUUUGUUGAAAUUAACCGAGUUUGCAGAUUCGCUCCUGCAGCAGGGAGAUUUUGAAAUAUAUAAUAAAACAUUCGAGAGACUAAAUGUUGAGCUUAAAAGAGAAGAAGAGAAAUUUCAGGAUGCUGAUGAUGAUGAUGAGCUAGAGAAGGCAUUUGCCCAAUCGAAAGAGCCAGAGACUAAAACAAGUGAAGAAACAGUUCCCAAUAGUGAGGAAGUUAUGUGGGAGUAUAAAUGGGAACAAAGUGAUGAUGCACAACUUUAUGGACCUUACUCAAAUUCUUGCAUGAUAAGCUGGAAAGAGCAAGGAUUCUUUAAAGAUGGUGUCUUAUGUCGCAAAAUUGGGUCAACCGGAUCAUUUUACAACUCAAAGCGAUUAGAUUUUGACCUUUAUGACUAAAUUACUAACAAAUACCAUGAUGGUGCUGAAAGACCCUCUAAAACUCAUCAUCAAAGGUUAACUUUGCUGUUUGAUUUUGAAGUUGCCUGUUUGAAGAAAAUUAGCUUUACUGACAUGAAUAGUUGCCAGCACCAAUAAAACAACAAAACAUCCUCACAAUAUAACCAUUUGAUACAAAGAACUUUAAAAUAUGCACUUUGUUUGCUGCAGGCUGUCAUUUUAUGUUUGCUGCAGACUUGCAUAAUCAUCUCAGUGUGUUGUUGUCAUGGCUUUCACCUUGUAAACAUAAUGCAACUUUUGCUGAAACACCUUUUUACAGAUUGACUAAAAGUAGUUGUAAAUAUGAUGACAAUGGCAUUGUUA